Penicillium canariense is the source of this 1203-nucleotide messenger RNA. Its product is annotated as phosphatase PAP2 family protein. NCBI's taxonomy places the organism in Eukaryota, Fungi, Ascomycota, Eurotiomycetes, Eurotiales, Aspergillaceae. The record is from RefSeq and is a predicted model, not a curated record. Bases 1 to 1203 code for a protein of 400 amino acids. The transcript is spliced from 3 exons. Gene Ontology annotation, cellular component: inositol phosphoceramide synthase complex. Gene Ontology annotation, molecular function: inositol phosphoceramide synthase activity. Gene Ontology annotation, biological process: sphingolipid biosynthetic process; inositol phosphoceramide metabolic process.
AUGUCGGCGACCACGCCAGACCUGGGAAAGCCACAAUUCUCGUCGCACGCAUGGCUGGAACCACUGGUGGUUGUGAGCAUCAUGCUCGGCUCGCUGGUGCUCAAUCGGCGCAAAGACUACAGCAUCUUCGGCAAGAGGCAGGACAAUGACCGAACCGCCCGCGGCUACUAUGAUUCUGGAGAUGAGAGCCGUGGACAGUCCCCCAACCCACUCAAAGCAGAGCGUGUCUGUGGCAUUUCCGUCAUCACCCCAGACUCGUCACGCUGGGCCAACCACUUGCACAGUCGCAUCUUGUACAAAUUCCCUUUCUUGGUGGAGAUGUUCUAUUGGUCGGUCAACUAUCUCUUCUACUCCGUGACCAAGGCGACGUCCCAGUGGCUGGUGCCCGCUCAGGUGGGUGUGGUCGAAGUCGCCCAGCGACAUGGCGAGGAUAUUCUCUGGUUCGAGCAUGAGUCGAUCUUCUCAUGGAUGUUCCCGAUUCUGGAGUCGGACUUCCAGGGCUAUUUUCUGACUAGCCACCCGGGCAUUCUGACCUUUUUCAACCGCAUCUAUUCCCUGGUCCAUAUCCCGGGAACUGUGCUCUUCCUUUCCUGGUACUACCACGAAGCCCCGAAUGCCAACACCUUCGCUUUGGUCCGCCGCACCAUGACCUUGGGCAACUUCUUCGCCUUCGCUACCUUCUGCGUCUACCCGUGCAUGCCACCCCGCCUUCUCCCCGAGGUCUAUAACUUCUUCGAUACCGUUCGCCAAGAGCACGCCGAGAGCGUCUGGGUCGACAGCAAGUCUGUGAAUCAGUUUGCGGCGAUGCCCAGCUUGCACUUCACCUACGCCUUCGUCAUCAGCAGCACCUUCCUUUACCACUCCGAAAUUUUCCGCCGAUUCCGUGGAAAGCCCGUCCGCAAGUCGACCCUGACCCAGGUCAUCUAUACCGUGCUCGCCUUCGCCUAUUCGCUGCUGGUUCUCAGCGUUAUUGUCGCGACGGCAAACCACUAUUGGCUGGAUGCGGUCAUGGCUAUGAUCUCGGUGACGGUGUGCUUCACGAUCAACCGCGUCUUCCUGCUGCUGUUGCCGGUGGAGUACUGUCUCUGCUGGCUGCUGCGGUUGGCAAAGCCGCUUCCCCACGUUGGAGGGAACAAAUCAAACGAGCGCAGCGGCACCGAGUCACCCAGAUACCGGUCUGUGCCAGGCUACGAUGUCGUGUGA